Messenger RNA from Schistosoma turkestanicum, 4918 nucleotides. Lineage: Eukaryota; Metazoa; Platyhelminthes; Trematoda; Strigeidida; Schistosomatidae. The record is from the annotation of a GenBank genome assembly.
CUAAAUGUGUUGAACUUCUAUAACAACUAACUGUAUUUAAAAUACAUAAAUUAAAAGAAUCACGCUACUUUUAUAUAUAUGAUCAAUUAGUGAGUAAUUAAUAUGAAUGAAAAUGAACCAACUAUGUUAUUGAAUGAAACUCCAUUUUUAAUUGGAAAACAUUCUUUCAAAACGGAACAGUCCAAUGAAGAUGAAUAUGAUAAUGAGAUCAUUCUUAUAGACAAAGAGAUUUGUCAAAAUGGUAAACAUAAUACUGACAAACAUAUUAAUGGUGUUUAUCAUUAUGAAGAUGAUAAUAUUAAUAACAACAAUGAUGAUGAUUAUGCAGAAUUGCAUCAUGAUUUAAGUACAGUACAUGAACAAGAUUCACAAAGUAUAGAAUCGGAACAUACAAUGAAUACAACAAGAUUAUUUAAAAAGAAAACUGCAACUACACCAAAUGGUAUAAUACAUAUAUAUCAUAGUGAUAAUUCUAAUCAUACAAUAAGGCAUCAAAAAUCAUUUAACGAUUAUGAUCAAAAUGAAGAAGUCAUUGAUGAUAUGGACGAUGAUGAUAUUAACUAUGAAGAUCAAUCAAUUAAUGAACUUGAUAUAACAGAUGAAUCAGUAAAUUAUGAACCUUAUUCUAGAUCACAAAUCAGUAUAACAUUGGGAAAUGGCAAUCAACUAACUGAUCAGAGGCCUAAUAAAAGUCAUGCAUCAUUAAGUAAUACAAACUGGAAAGUGUUAAAACCAAAUAAGUCAAAAGAAUAUGUAUUAGCUGUUUCACAACGUCCACCAUUGCCAAGAAAUAUACAAACUUAUAAUCGUGCCACUUAUCGAACUAAACGUGAACAUUCACAUAUGAAUGGAUUUCAUAAUAAUGUUAACGGUAGCCGUAGUGAAACAAUAGGCGGUGGUAACAGUGGUCCUUUUGAUUAUUGGACAAUUCCGAGAAAUUCUCAACCACAUUACAGACUAAGAAGUUCAGAGAAUAAAGAAUUGUAUAUGCCUGGGAAUUUAUUUCUCAAUGAAAGAUCGCUACCACGUUCGAAACGUAAAGGUCAUAGGAAUGUAAGAGAAAAAAGUGAAGCUAUACUCAGUGGAUCGGGUUACAAUUCAAGACAUCAUAAUCGUCGAAAUUCUGCAAAAUUAACUGACAGUGUGGAUAGUACUAAUGUAACUCAACAUGAAAAUGAUGCGUCGAACGAAAAUGACACAGAGAAACGACGAAGUGAAUUAAAGGUCUAUUUUCGAUUUUCUCGUGGAACUCUAAGUGAUCCGUUCACUUUUGAUUAUUUUAAAAAUAAAGAGCUGCUAAUACAACUUCAAGCACGUUGUCGUGGAUGGAUUACAAGAAGUAAAUCAUCCAAUCAAAGAACUGAAGAAAAUGCAGUUAGAAUUAUUCAGAAGACUGCAAGUCUGAUGCUUGAUCCUUGGUUUCGUUUAAUGUUGGCUUUAAAACCAUUAAUUCGUACACAUCGUAAAGAAGAGGAAUUAUUAUUCCUUCGAAGUGAAUUAGAACGAUACAAGGCGUUAGUCCGUAUGCUACGCUUCGAAAAUGCGGAAUAUCAGGCAAGAGUAGCAAAUUUAUUACACUUGCUGGAACAAAUGAGCACAAAUGUGUCAAAUGCAUCGGCAGUACAGAGUUUAGUGCAACAGAUAUCAGAAGCGCUGGGUAAAAACCAAGAGUUUUGGCAGACGUUAGCUGCUGACAACAAAGCGUUGAAUGCGUUGGCUCCACAGAAACCUGCUAGUUUGAAUGAAGCUGAACAGGCUCCUCCGAAUCCUGGAUCUACAAUGACUAAACUGAAACAUGAUGCUGAAUUUUAUCGUGAUCAAGUGGAAUUGUUACGUGAAGAAGCAGAUGAACAGCAGUUACGUUCUGCUGAACAUUACAGAAAUCAAGUUCGAGCUCUUAGUGAACGAGUUGAACAAUUACAACAUAUUUUAGCCUUAGAAUCAAGUAAAGUUGAACGUUUAAGCUCUGAACUAGAAGAGAAAAAUUCUACUGAAGCUGAAGGUAAAGCUUAUGUACGUAAUCUUGAACUUAUGGUGAAUCAAUUAAGUAAACAAUUAGAACAAAGAAGUAAAUUAUUAGCGAAUGCAGUUGAGAAUGAUGAAAACGAUGACAAUCAACAUGAUGAAAAAGAUGCAAAGACACAAGCGCUAAUUAACGAACUGCAAAAUGAACUGGCUACACAUCGCGAAUUAGUUGUUAAACUCAAGGACUACUUAUCGUCACACUCUGACUUGUCUUCACAACUUGAUAGUAGUACCCAAGGUGCAUUGGAAAUGUUAAACUCACCAACUCUAAUUGGCAAAACAAAUAUGAAUGCACAACAAGCUCAAAAUUUCUUUGGAUCAUCUAGAGCACAGUCUAGAGAAGAAGUGAAUGAUUUAACACCAAGAAGUAAUACAUCACACCAAUUAGCUGAAAUGAAAAAACAACUAGUACUUAUGCAUAAACAAUUGAUUGAAUCUGAAGAUACUGUUAAACAAGAAACAGAAAAUCGUGAAGAAUUAGAAGCGGAAAACUUUAAUUUAUAUGAUAAAAUAUCUAUAUUAGAUAGGCAAUUACGUCAUAUACAAGAUGAAUAUGAUGAACUUGUGAAAAAAGAAAUGAUGAAUCAACGUGCAUUGAAAGAUGUACAAGAACUGCUAGAUGAUGAAUCAAGAAAAUGCACCAAACUAGAACAACAAAAUAAAGAAUUGGAACAACAGUUAACUGAAUUACGUGAAUACAAUGAACCGGAAGAUGAUUUAGUAGCCAAAGAAUGGGAAUCAAUGAAAUCUAAACUACGAGCUGAUGCCAUGUUUUAUAAGAGGAGUUUGGAUCAAUUACGCGAAGAAUAUGACCAAUAUCGUAUUGACAAUGAUCCUGUAUCAAUGCAAAGACAAUUGACCGAAAAAGAAGAAAAAGUGAAUUUAUUGGAAAAAGAGAAACAACAAUGGCGUAUGGAAUUGGAUAUACAAAAUGUCAAACUACAAAAUGCCACUUCAUUAUUAGAAGAUACUGAGCUACGUCUAAAAAUGUUAAAUAGAGAACGUACCGCUCAAAUGCAUCGUAUGACACAACUUGAAACAGAAAGAGACGAAUUAAUUCGACAAGCAGCAACAAUAACUGGUCGAGCUGCAGCUGACAGAGAAAUGGCUGCUGCUAAAUUACGCGAAAUGGAUGAAUUACGCUCAGAAAGAGAUGUUUUAAGAAAAGAAUUAACAGAAGUUAAACAAGCGCUUGCUGGAAGUACAGCUGAAAAUGCAGCGGAACGACGUCAAUUACAAGCACGUUUACGUGAAACAGAAGUUCAUAAUGAAGCACGUAUUUCAGAUAUUAAAGCUGAAUUGGAAAGAGUACGUGAAGAACUAGAGCAACUUCAAGUUGAAUUACAAACAACACAAGCAUCAGAAAUGGAAUUACGUAGUGUGAAUCAACAUCAAAAAUGGAAAAUUCAUGAAUUAGAAGAUCAAGUAAUUCAUUACACUAGUCGUAUUUCUGGUUUGGAACGUCGUAGUAUUGAUUUAGAUGCUGAAUUAGUACGUGCAAAAGCAGAUUUAAGUGCUUCACGUGAAACAGCUUCACUGAGACGUGCUACAAAAACUCGUAUGGCAGAUGAAUGGUUAAAUAUAUUAGAUUUUCAAAAUGAAACUGAAGACUAUGAUGACGAUGAUGAUGAUAAUAAUAAUGGUUAUCAAAAAGAAAUAGUUUUGCUUAGAAGACGAAGUAAACAAAAUGUCAGUGACGCAAGUGAUGAUUUAUCAAGACCAAGAUUAAGAAAUGGUCAAUCAGAAAAUGAUUUAUUAAAAAAUAAUUCUAAAGAACACACUCCACGUUAUCCUAUAUUAAGAGACUCCAGAUAUCGAUCAGAAAGUGUUCUACCAACUAUUGGCCGAAUACAUAGAAAAUCUACAAUUUAUUCAGACAGUAAUAAUAAUAUGAAAAUAAAUGGUAAAAAUAGUAAAUCUACGACAAAUUUGAAAUUGAAUGGAUUAAAAUCUUCAAAUAACUCACUACAAACUGAAUUUGAAGAACAACUUGAAACGGAAGACAACAUACAACAAGAGAGUAAACAUGAAUAGGAAACUUCACGUAAUAAUCAUUAUAAAUAAAUCGAAAAAAAAUACAGAUUUUCAUUCAACUUGUAAAUACAUAAACAUUGUCUAUUAAAAACGACUGAUGAUGAAUUUUUUUUCAAAGAAUAAAAUUAAAUAAAUAUUAUGUCUUCCGGGAAAAAUUGAAAUUUAUAGCUAAUCAACAGAUCUUAAAUUAUAUUUUAAGAUAUUACAGUAAAAUAGUCUUUCAAUGGUACAAUUAAAAUGAAGUUUGUAAAUGAUGUUCCCUUUAUUCACUGGACCAAUUUCAUCAUAAAACAGUCACAGAUAUCGAUUAUAUUUUUCAGACAAAUUAAUACAUCAUAACUAUUAAUUUGAACUACUCAAGCAUAUUUUACUUUUGCUUUAUGAAUGCAUAUACGUGUCUGUCUAUAGCAUCUUCCAAUCAGUAAAAUCAAAUUUUAAUUGACAAAAAGUAUUGCAUUCUUUCUGUAGACAAAUAUUACAAAUUGUCAAUUUCACUUGAACAUGACUCAUUUCAAAUUAUUUCAUUAAAUAAUUUAGUAUUAUUGUUAAUGCUGUUUGUUCACUGCCAUACACACCAAUCGAUGACAUCAUCAUCAAGGUAAACAGUAAAUAAUUUACAUGUUUGUGAACUUAUUCUAUUCUUUAUUGCAUGCACGUAUGUUUUUUUUUAUAAAUAAAUUUUGCAAAACAAAAAACUGAUCACUUCAGCUGUGAUUCAUAUCAGAAAUAUGUAAUUAUUUCAAAUGGUUUAUAUGAUUGAUUAAUUUAUAAAAAAACAUUCAACUCUUAUUAAUUUUUGUAGUCAGUUCUAUGAAUAUCAACCGCAACAGUAAUAAUAAUAAAUUUCAAUUAAUUUUUG